Molecule: messenger RNA, 3262 nt
Organism: Rhinichthys klamathensis goyatoka
Lineage: Eukaryota; Metazoa; Chordata; Actinopteri; Cypriniformes; Leuciscidae
Exons: 12
Coding region: 221-3262 (1013 amino acids)
Biological process (GO): DNA integration; DNA recombination
Molecular function (GO): DNA binding; protein binding
Source: RefSeq, a predicted model, not a curated record
GCAAUACAUAAAAUAGUAUUGUUUUACUUGUAAUGGUAUUGGUGAAUCAGAAGUCUUGCAAAUUAUAAAAAAAAAAUAGGAACUGGUAUUGUAAAAUAAGAUGGAUAGGGACUGUAUGGAUGUGCAACUUAUUAGAUUUAUGUAUUUUUAAAUAUUUUUAUGUAGUGUUUUUUCAUUCUGUUUUUAAAAUACUAUACCUUCAACUCUGCAGAUACAAGAAAUGGAGAGUGGCUCGAGGCGACAAAGGCUAAAGCCUAUGCAAGAUGCAGAAGACCACAUUAAGUCAAGAAUUGACAAGCCAAAUCUUGAGCAGCGAUACAUCAACAGAUUUAAAGGACGAGGAGUGUUCACCAAGCAAUUCAUUUUAAAAGGGGAUUUUGUGGUUGAGUAUAAAGGCCUAUUCACACAGGAACAAGAAUCCUCUGGAGUGUUUCUUUUUGACUUUCCAUGGAAAGGACAAAUGUGUUGCAUGGAUGCAUCGGAGGAGGAUGGCAGUCUGGGAAGGCUUGUAAAUGACAGUAACAAACCUAACUGCAAAAUGAAGGUUGUAACAUUCAAUAACAGCCCACACUUGUGCCUUUUUGCUAUUUUGGAUAUUUUUCCUGGGGAAGAAGUCACCUACAACUACGGACCAUCAGAAUGGCCGUGGAGAUCCCAGAUGAAUACAGAUGUUGCAGACAAAACUCCCUGUUUGGCAGAAGCAAGUGCAGAACAGAUGAAUACAGAUGUUGCAGACAAAACUCCCUGUUUGGCAGAAGCAAGUGCAGAACAGAUGAAUACAGAUGUUGCAGACAAAACUCCCUGUUUGGCAGAAGCAAGUGCAGAACAGAUGAAUACAGAUGUUGCAGACAAAACUCCCUGUUUGGCAGAAGCAAGUGCAGAACAGUGUCACAAACAUGACUUGGUCCAUGCAACUGUGUCAUGCCUGGACAAAUGCACAGUAUGCCUGGGAUCUGGGAUGUCUGCUCUUAAGUGGAUUGGUUUCAAAUGUAAAGUUUGUUCUGGUGUGUGGCACAAGGGUUGUCUCAAGCAAGCAUUUCCUGAGGAUAAACAUGAUUUCAGCUCAGAGGAUGAUAGUGAAUCAGAUGAGGACAUGCAUGAAGAUAAGGAUUAUUUACCAGACAGCAACUCUGAUAGUUCCGAAUCUGAUUCGGAUGCAAGGUCUCUGGAGGUCUCUACUCUGUCCCAGGGUCCCCUCUCAGGGAAUAUUGAAACAUUUGAUACUAGAAAAAAAAACCCAGAUGAAACAACAGAUGACAAAGCAGGUGUUAAAGGUAUAAACUACUGUUACGUUUGUCAAAAGCCUCAGUCUAAACUUGCCAGACAUCUAGAGACACACAAGACAGAAGCAGAAGUGAUGGAGGCUCUCAGUUUUCCAAAACGUUCAGUAAAAAGACGACGACUUCUGGAGAAAUUACGUAAUCGUGGUAACUUUCAACACAAUGUAGUUGUUCUCAAAACAGGAACCGGGCAAAUCAAAUUAAAAAGAACUUCUAAGCAGUCUAAAUUUAUUCACUGUGUCUAUUGUAAAGGAAUGUUUUCCCGCAAAGAAUUGUGGCGGCACUCUCGCAGAUGCCACUUCAUGCCAGAACAGGCUUCCGGUGGGUUUGCAAAGCCCAAAGUCUUGGGCUUGGCCUCAACUGCUCAGUCUGUGUUCUCUGAAAGUAUUUCUCAAGGGGUUUGGAAGCUUCUUGACCCAAUGAGACUGGAUGAUAUAACAACAGUUGUUCGUAAUGACUUCAGCAUUUUGCAGCUGGCACAAUCUCUGUACAACAAGCAUGGAUCUGAUACUACAAAAUAUGAGUAUAUUCGUCAGAAGUUAAGGGAACUUGCACGUGUGUUGUUGGUUUUGCGUGGUGAUUCGUUAUACACCAUUGAAGAUGCUGUUAAGCCUGGAAAUUUUCACAAAGUUGUCAAAGCUGUGAAAAAAGUGUCUGGUUUUGAUGAAGAAAACAACUCUUACACAGCACCAAGUCUUGCUCUAAAAAUAGGGCAUUCUCUACAGAAAAUAGCUGACAUAAUUCACUGUAGGGCUUUGAUGACAGAAAAUGAGGGCUUGAUCAAAUCAACUGAAGCUUUCAAGUCACUGUACUCCACAAAAUGGUGUGAGCUUGUAUCACACUCUGCCCUGAACACACUUAGUGAGAAUAAAUUCAACAAACCAUCGACCUUGCCUUUUACCCAGGAUGUGCAACUUCUUCAUACUCACCUCGAACAGUCUGCAAAUGCUGCCUUUGACAAACUGAAGAAAGAAGCAUCUCCCCAAAGUUACGCUGACCUUGCAAAAGCCACUCUUGUUCAGACUAUAGUUUUUAAUCGAAGGCGUGCAGGGGAGGUGUCAAAAAUGCACUUGAAGAACUUCAUUGCUAGAGACAAAAGCGUACUCCAUGUUGAUGUGUCCUUGGGAUUAACUAAGUUUGAAAAGAAACUUUGUGAGCACUUCACUCGGGUAGAAAUCCGGGGCAAACGUGGACGAAAGGUGGCUGUCCUCCUUACACCACAAAUGGUGAAAUCGCUGAAUCUAUUAGUCAGCAGAAGAAUGGAAUGUGGUGUACAGGAUGCCAAUAUCUUUCUCUUUGCUAGACCAAAAUGUUCAAGUUAUUACAGAGGUCAAGACAGCUUGAGACUUCAUGCAGAAAAGUGUGGAGCCAAAAAACCUGAAUAUCUACGCUCAACCCAGCUUAGGAAACAUGUUGCAACCCUUUCGCAAAUUUUAAACCUCAAAGACAACGAGUUGGAUCAGGUGGCUGACUUUCUCGGGCAUGAUAUACGUGUCCACCGUGAUCACUACAGACUGCCUGAGGCAACAAUUCAGCUUGCGAAAAUCUCGAAGCUACUUUUAGCAAUGGACAAAGGUUGUCUUGGAAACAUCCAGGGAAAGUCACUCGAUGAGAUUCAAAUUGAAGAUCAGAUCCAGUUGACCGAUACUGAAGAUGAUGCAGAUGAUGAACCUGAUGGCACCAGUUCAUUUGGCAGACAAAAUGAAAUGUCAUCAAUACAAGAAGCCUGCCAGAAUGGAGUGACUGAAAGUGUUGAACAUCGGGGGAAGAAAAGAAUAUGGUCAAAAGCAGAAGUUGCUGCUGUGAUGCGGCAUUUUAAAAUCCACAUAGCCAAAGGUCAUUUGGCGACAAAAUCUGAGUGUCUUCAAUGCAAAUCUGCUGAAGAGCAUGUGCUACAAAACCGGUCAGUACAAAACAUUAGGGAUUUUGUGAGAAACAGAGGUAUAACAGCCAAAAGGAGAAGUCAGUAUGAAAGUGCAUGA